Anopheles gambiae (African malaria mosquito) is the source of this 1857-nucleotide messenger RNA. RefSeq lists its product as uncharacterized. NCBI's taxonomy places the organism in Eukaryota, Metazoa, Arthropoda, Insecta, Diptera, Culicidae. The coding region runs from base 141 to 1004 and encodes 287 amino acids. The transcript is spliced from 2 exons. The record is from RefSeq and is a predicted model, not a curated record.
UCCCUAUACCCACUUUGUUCUUUACUCAGAAAACGCGGCAAUUGUACGUUCUUUUCCAUUGAGCAAAAAACGCACAUUGUGGUAGAUCACGCGUGUGAGGACUAUAUAACCGAGAACCACUAGCAUUAACAUAAACCGAGAUGGAAGAAAGUGGAGCCGUAAAGAGGAAAACGAUAGAAUUGCGUACUAAAGUUGAAGAAAAUGUGGAUGAUGCAGCUUCGAAAAAAUUGAAAAGCAUUUCAUCAGCGAAGCAUCCCAUUUCGGCAGAAGGAAAGAUACUUCAACAUUCUGAUUCGAUGAACCUGCUGUAUACUGGACCAUCGGAUACAGCGCAACGCAAAGACGUCGUACGGAUUGAAGGCGAAGAAUACGGUCAGACUGUUGCAAAACGAAACGACUCUGACGCACCGAACACUAUGACGCCUUCUCCAGCUAGUGCCAUUUCAAAGAGGAAACAGGUUUUGAAAAAUGGGAUGAAUCCCCAAUUGUACCGUACGAUGAUGUGCCACAGGUUCGUCAGUCAUAUAGAUGCAGCUGCGUUUUCAGUAGAAGGGAACAAUUACUUUGACUCGAUCUUCCGGCAGGAGAAAGAAACCUUGAAUCCGACGCGGGCUAACUCUUCCGUUACCCAUAUACAGCGGAAACGCAUUAGUAAUAACGUCCGGAAACGUGGCCUUAUUGGUCGCUUUUCGCCCGCGUUCAUAAGCAAGAGCCGCGUCGAGCUAGAACAGCGCCGCGGCUUGUUACGCUAUCUAAUGGCUAAUCCGUUGAUAGGGUACUCAGGUGAUGUUGAACAGUGGACCACUCCGAAUCCGAUCAAUAUCGGAUCCAAGGUGAGUGUAAUGCUCUAUACGCCCCGGCUGUGGUGCUGCUUCGGGGAAGUUAUCGACAUAGAGUACCGAGAGAUUACAAUGUACAGAGUUCGGUAUGAAUCCGAUGGAAUUGUGCAGGAGCAACUAGUGCCGGACUAUUGCGUAGCGCUGGAAGAGGAAGGCGAAUUGUAGUUUUUCCUCCUUUUAAUAGUUGGACAUGAUAGCUUCAUCGGAGCAACACUUCAUAAGAAACGACAUUCGUUAUAUAAUUUGGAAAAAAACCCGUCAAGGUAUUACCAUACCAUAAGUGUUGAAGAUUCGUGAAACACUGCCAGUGGACACAGCCCAGCUGUCCGGAACAUUCGCACGCCAGUGGACGAAUGUUGCUACUGACUAUGAACUAUAUAUGUCCGAACCGGAAUGCCGUACUUCUGGCUGAUCAGUUGCUGGUAAACUGCCCAGUGGAGUAAUAUUAAUAACACUCUAAUCCACCAAUCCGGCUGAAAUCUAGUGAGGUACAUGUGGGUUAGUUUGUAUCGUCGUUCCAAAAAUGUAGUUAAGAGUUAGCCAUCACAUUCUUUAGAAAUAAGAAGCAAGAAACUGUUUCGAAUCUGUCGAAGGUUUGGUAUGUUAACGUGGUCUGGUUAUUAGAAAGGUUGUGAUGAUAUAUUAUUACAUAGCCACGACAUUCGACUUAGAAAUUACAAACUCUUUUGAAUUUUUGUCAUAAUGGACACUAACGCUGUCCCGCCAUUAGAAAGGUUGUGAUAACCAUAAUUGCCUUGAGGUUAAGGAGAUGUAAGACAUAAAACUAUUAUUCACUUAAAGUUUGGAACUGUACAUGGUUGAAGAUGUUUUCCGCGCAAAGCAUUCGGUUGCUAUCCUGCCUAGGUUUACUAAACAUAUCUUACAAUAUCCAAUAUUAGCUUUGGUAUGUUCCUCGACCGAUGGUUAGGCUUUGAACGGUUUUAUUUUUUUUAAUAGUGAAUUUCAUUUUUAACAUUAGUAAUACAUUUGGUUGUUACCCUGCCUAGUUUUAUUAAAC